CGGCGUCUACAGAUAUAAAACCGAAAGGCCGCGUUGAAAUCGAUCAGAAGUGUUUACCUCUGGAGGUGGAAAGGCUCAAUGAGAAACGCACCGGCAGCUUUACCUGUUUAAGUCACCCUUCAAAUUUCAUAUUUCGUGGUAGUGGGUGACUCCGAGGGGCAUAUUUUAAGAGAAUUUCAUCCCUGGAUCACUUAUUAACAAGCUAUGUCGUUUUGGGAUACUUUUCAGAACCUAGAAGCUCAUGUAAAAACGAAGAUCCUUACAGAGCUUCAAACCAUUUUUGGCGGAUCGUUUGAAUUCGAGGCGUGCAUUUACUUGAUGCAGUGGUUGGUUCUUCAGCCUUGGGAUGAGGCAAUCGACCCAAAUCUUCAGGGAUCAAGUGUAAUAAAAGCUAAACAGUUAAUGGAUGCUACCAUAUCCCACCUGAAUCAACAUAAACAAAAGCUGGAGGGUCUAGCUGCAACUAUGAAUGAUUUCCACAACAUGUUAAUAGCAAAGAAAGUUGAGGAGGUGCUACAUAAAAUAGAGGAGAGCUAUGGUAAUGAUCCAGUGAAGCUUGCUCAGUAUUUUUAUGGGGUUGUUUCUAAACUGAGAGAAUUGGUCCAGAAUGCAGUUUCUAUUUCAUUGGAAUCAACAACAACGAUAGAUAUGGAGGACAUGGAUACUGAAGAAAGUGCUCCAGACCCACAUGUUGCUCUGCGCAAGCAACUGGAUGUUCUUGUCAAGGAUAGUCAGAAAAAUGAUACCUUCUUGAAAGAAAUUGAGCAGCUAAAAGAACAGUAUGUGAUAAAGUUCCAGGAAGUGAGUGGGAAAAUAGAUAAAUAUCAACAGGAAGCCCAAAAGGUACAAAACUCUUCACAACUCAAUGAAAAUGAAAAGAAACAAAGGAUAGAACACAUCAAGCAAGAGAUAGAAAAAAUUCAACAAGAAUUAAGCAAGAUGGGGGAAGAAUUGUCAAUCACCAAAAGACUGGGCUUCAUUGAAUGCCUCUGCACUCAUCUGAAGAAGUUAUCUGAAAUAGUAAAGACUAAUUUUGAUGAGAUUGCUGAGUGGAGACAUUUACAGCAGAGAUCCCUGUGUGGUUUUAAGUCUCCACAGUCACUUGACAAACUACAAGAAAUUUGUGAAACACUUGCUGAACUUCUGUGGAAAUUGUUUCAACAAGCUUCUCAGCUGGACAAUCUUUUCCAUCAAGCAUUUCAGGGGAAUGAAUUAGAACUGAAGCGAAUGGAUAAUGUUAAAACAUCUGCAAGAAACCUCAUGAAACUGUUCUUGACUAAGACAUUUAUCAUAGAGAAACAACCUCCCCAAGUCCUGAAGAUUCAAACAAAGUUUGGAGUUGUGGUUCGGCAUCUUCUUGGUGGAAAACUGAAUAUCCAAACCCAUCCACCAGAGGUUACCUGUACACUAAUUUCUGAAAAGCAAGCACAAGGUCUUAAUGUUGGGAAUCGCAAGAGCAGUGUAUCAUCAAACAACAGUCCUGUUUUGAACAACAAGAAGACACUGGAAUUCAAUCAAGUGACAGGGAAGCUGAUUGGUGAAUUCAAAAACUUGUCCUUGGCCAAAGCCACAAGACAGGGCGGUAAGAACAAAGAAGUAGUGACAGAAGAGAAGUCAGCAUUACUCUUCUCCACGCAGAUCAACCUCGGAAAGGAAAUAUUCAAUAUAACGGUGAUUUCGGUUCCUGUGGUUGUGACAGUUCAUGGCAAUCAACAGUGUGAUGCUGAAGCAACUGUUUUCUGGGACAACGCAUUCGCCGACAAGGAAAGGAAACUUUUUGAUGUUCCCGAUCAAGUUGAAUGGCCCCGCUUUGCAGAAGCUCUGAACAAAAGAUGGGCUCUCAACAAUCAAAUCCAACUUAGUCCUGAAAGCUUGACCUUCUUGGGGAAAAAGAUUUUUCCAGGCAAAAUGGAGGGAGGUAUGGACAAUGCCAUGAUUACAAGACAGCUCUUCAACAGGGAUCAUAUGAACGGCCGCUCAUUCUCGUUUUGGAAAUGGUUUUACGGAGCCUUAGAUGUGGUGUCAAGACGGCUGCUGGACGAAUGGAGGGACGGACGCGUGGCUGGUUUUAUCAGCAAGAAUGAUGCGCAUGACAUUUUAAGAGGCUGUAAUUCUGGCACGUUCCUGCUGAGGUUCAGUGAGACAGAGAUUGGUGGAAUUAGUGUCGCCUAUGUUAAUACCUUUGACGGUGGUCCUUGUGAAAUUUUCGAUGUGGCUCCAUGGACGAACGCGCAUUUGCAAAUGCGAAAAUUCUCUGACCGACUAAAAGACUUGGGAGAACUUGUUCAGCUUUACCCUAACAUAGCUAAAGAUGACGCUUUUGGUCCGUAUUAUACCAAUGACGAAAACCAAGAUACUGAUAAUAAUGAUUAUCAGCAAACUGUACUGGCGGUCAGGCUGGCAGGGAGACAGGGCGGCAGGAGUCCUAUGUACCCGGCUGGAAGGGACUCUUCCAUGGAAACUCCGCCAUCAAGUUCGUAUCCAUUUCAUGGCUUUCCAGAUAUGUCAUUGUACCCAGGUUCCCCUGCCUCCCCGCCCUCGCCCCAGUCUGUCGCCAGCUCUACCGUUCUGGAUGGAACAGAACUCGGUUUAGGUAACCAGGAAAUUGUCGGGGACUACGGACAGUUGGCGCCUGAGCUGGCAUUGAGCAAUGUGUUCCUGAGCGGCCUUCAGACUGGUGGACCUUCUAGUUAUAUGGCGGCCAUGGCAGCCGCGAUGGGUGAGGAUUUUGCUGAUCUCUCAAUUUUCAAUGACAUUAAUCCUGCGCAGCCGCAGUAGGGGCUAGUUACGAACCUUGGAGACAGUCGAGGAAAGGAGUCGUGAAAAAUUGACGUAUGUUGAAAUCGUACAGGAUGGGUCCACUCUUGUAGUCCAGGGGGAUGGAAUAUAAAGGUUUUCGUAUCCUUGCUCAGAAGACCCACCCCGAAACAAAAUGAGAGAAGUGAACGUAAUUCUCUUCAGAAUCGAAGCUCUUUUCCCAGGCUUAAGAGGGACCAAAAGUUUUGUCUUUCAUUACGUCAAUUUUCUGACAGUUCAGUUUUAAUCGGGAGUUAGUCGGUGCAGGAUUUAACCUGUGUUGACAAUUUAGCUAAAUGUAGAUGUGGUAAACAGUUUCAGUUUUUCAAAGCACUAUGCUCUUGAUCCAUAUGCAUUGUCUUAGUUUGUCCCAGCAGGGGGGGGCACUAUACAGCAUAUGCUAAAACCUGGCACUCGCCGGAGUUAACCUCAGGGAAUAGUUAAGAGGGCUGAACUGUCAUCCAUUUGGCCAAACUCGAGAAUCGUACUGCAGAUGCGUAUUUUUUGUCGAUGCCGAUCAAACAAAACUGAAGUAGGUAAAAGGCAUGGCACGCACGACUCACAAAAUCUCUUUUCUUUGCGUAGAGUGUUGUAUUGUAUUAUUCAAAGAAGCCGCUCACUGUGUGGUUUGUUCUUCGUACUGGAAAAAUUGCCACAAUGUGCUCUAAAAGUGUCCAUGGCCUUUGGGUAUUUAUUGAACGUUAUUGGGGGCUUUAUUUUACUCGCCGUUAUUUGUUUUAAUUUUUAUAUACCGCCUUGUUUUUUUUUUAAGGAUUACAACGAAUGUGAGAUAAAGCGGUCGUAAUGUUUUCUGAUUUUAAGACGGUUGUCCGGGCUGAAACUAAGGAAUAGAAAUACUUUUUACGACAAAAAGGUUUUAAAUUAUUUGCACUUUUAACCGUCAACUGUUUAUUUGCAUAUUAUGUGGUGUGCUGGAUUUAAUUCCUCUUGUAGCCAAAAUAACUGUUUGUCACUGAACUGAAGUCCUUCGUAAUCAUAGGAGAUUGACACGUUCAUUUCGCCACAGAAUAUAUUAUAGGUAUACAAUAUUGAACAAAUAAUAAGGCAUUUACAUUAGCCACCUUUAUCUUUUCAAGAUUAAGUGGUAAGGUAACUUAAUAUAUUGGUAAGACGUAAAGGAAUUAUUAGUUAUCGGAGUAGGUAAAUUUUAAGCCGAUCCGCAGCAAAGUGCAUUGCCGUUCUCCAAGGUUCGUAAACUAUACCUUAACUCUUGCAUAAUAUGUCAGUUCGGUGUGUGUAGAUGUUAAUUCCUAUUUUGGGACUUUUACUACACGCAAGUUAUAUGGUUAUUUUGAUUUUAUGGUUUUGUUAUCUUCUAUGUUUCACGAUGGAUUAACUUACGUUACUAAACUGGCGGAAUUCUUUAGGGUGUAGUACAGUAGUAGUCGAAAUCUAUGGUUUUACGACUUUUAUUUUGUUUAGAGGGGAAAAACAGCUCUGAGUUUAAACUUUAUUGAACUGUUAGCAUGAACGUGUGGUGCUGGCCUUACUCAUAAUAUGGCCAAGCCUGUAAAAAAUUUUCCUCUUAAAGUGAUUGACAGACGUUAAGCUGAAACUUUGCCUUGAAGAACAAAGGUUCAAACGUUUCUUCUGAAACGUUUUUUGUAUUUAAGUGGUUGUCACUGCUAAGAGAAUUCGCAGUAAUCUCAUUUUGUAAUCUGUUUAAAUGACCCAUGGAGAAUGCUCAUUGCUUUAGGUGUUUAGAAUUUAUGUAAUAUUGAAAAUUCUAGAGGAUCGUAGUAUUUGUAAACAAAGUCAGCAGUCAACUAUUAAAUAUUAAAAUUUGAA
This is a messenger RNA of Pocillopora damicornis (cauliflower coral), 4605 nucleotides long. Its product is annotated as signal transducer and activator of transcription 5B. The record is from RefSeq and is a predicted model, not a curated record. Gene Ontology annotation, molecular function: DNA-binding transcription factor activity; phosphotyrosine residue binding; DNA binding. Gene Ontology annotation, biological process: signal transduction; regulation of DNA-templated transcription. Lineage: Eukaryota; Metazoa; Cnidaria; Anthozoa; Scleractinia; Pocilloporidae.